UUUUUCCACGAUAUGGAUGAAGUGAUGAUGAUAAAAAGAUCCUCUGAAAUUCUUCCCAUUCUUCUAAACCCAAAAAAAAGUUUCCUCUCAAACGAAUUUUCCCUGAAAUUCAUCCAUAGAAAUUCCCUCAAACGAGUUUCCUCUUCCUUGAAAUGCUUCUCUUCAAUCAUUUUCUCAACUAUUUCCUCACUCAUUUACCCAUAAAACCCACAAAUCUUUACUCUCAUUCUCCCACAAUUUGAAGUCUUUCCCAUGAAUCUUUCCAAGUGCCUCGUCUUGUUCCCCGACCCAUAACAAAACCCAGUUGCCCUUCUUCAGUCAACUGGUUGUUUUUGUUCUUCCUUCAUUAAAUUCCGUUAUGGAUUUUGAUGAUUUAACCCCCAACAAUUGCCGUUUGAUCGGUAACUACAUAUUGGGGGAGAAACUCGGGUCGGGUUCGUUCGCCGUAGUGUGGAAGUCAAGGCAUAGGCACUUGGGUACGGUUGUCGCCGUUAAGGAGAUUCAAAGAAAGCAACUUAGUCCUAAAGUUUGUGACAGUUUGUUCAGAGAGAUUUCUAUUCUCAGCACGAUCAAUCAUCCCAAUAUCAUUCGUCUCUUCGAAGCCAUUCAGACUGAUGAUAGGAUUUAUCUUGUUCUGGAGUAUUGUGAUGGUGGUGACCUCUGGGACUAUAUUAAUCUCCAUGGAAAAGUAUCAGAAGCUGUUGCUAGAAACUUAAUGAGACAAUUGGCUGCUGGCUUGAAAGUUCUUCAAGAGAAACACCUCAUUCAUAGAGAUUUAAAGCCUCAGAACUUGCUGUUGUCUUCUAACGAAGGGACUUCGGUGUUGAAGAUCGGAGAUUUUGGAUUUGCAAGGUCCUUAGCAGAUCAGAUGUUGGCCGAUACACUUUGUGGUUCACCUUUAUAUAUGGCUCCGGAAAUUAUUCAGAACAAAAAAUAUGAUGCCAAGGCUGAUUUAUGGAGUGUUGGAGCAAUUUUGUUUCAGCUAUUGACAGGGAAGCCUCCAUUUAGUGGCAAUCAUCCAUUACAGCUCUUCCAGAAUAUCUUCGAAUCCACUGAGCUAAGAUUUCCUAAAGGUGCCUUGGAAGAGCUACAUCCCGAUUCUUUGAAUCUUUGCAGAAGCCUUUUACGUCAAAAUCCAGUGGAACGGCUUUCAUUCAAGGAGUUCUUCAAUCACAAAUUUUUUCAGGAGCCAAGUAGAUCAAAUAAAGCUGUUGAGACAACACCUGUUGUUCAGUCAUUUGAAUCAGCCAGCUCAGAAGCAGUAAAGGUUAACCCCCACACAGAACAACCUAUUGAAUCAUCGAACAGAGUUUCAGAAAUCACUAGUUCAUCCAUACAUAACACAAUAUACAGAGGGAAAAACAUUUGCAGUUCGGUGAGGGAACAACCUAUUGAGCCAGUGCUCAAUCUUGGAGUAGAUGAGCAAAGAAAAUCUCUUGAUUGUAUUCAACAAUCCCUGAGUAAGAUUGAAGUUUCUGAUUCAAUGGAGUCAAUUGAGAAAGAUUAUGUUCUCGUGAAUGCUCAUUGUCCUUCAAUGGUGACCUCUUCUUAUCACAUUGAAACAUCAUUACAAGGUUGUUCAUCGAGAGUUUCCCAUGCUUUUAGUAUCGAUCAGGAUAUGAUAGCCAAAACCCAGAAAAAGGAACUUAUUGCUAGUACAAGAGAUAUUGGAGAAAGUUCAAGGAGCCAAGGUCAAUUCUCAAUGCCAUGUGCAGAAUCCAUGUUAAGAAAAGUACAAGGACUAUCCAUGUUGCAUCCCUCUACCAGGCUCCAGUUACUUAAUCAGUAUGUUCAGGUUCUCUCAGAUUUGUCACAAGAAAAGUGUAAUGCAGGGAUGUUUUUGGAAUCAUUUUCAGUUGAAUUAGUUGCUUUAGCUUUAUGGAAGGAAGCCGUUGAAAUUAGUGGUGCUUGGCUGAGUUAUGACAAAAGCGAAUCUUCAAAAAGUAGUUUGGGAAUAGAUUCUACCCCUAGUCAGAAAGAUGCUGACUACGCUGCAAAUAAGGAAAAAAAUGUAGAUUUUAAUAGCCCAACAUCUGUUUCUAAGUGGGCACAGCUAGGGUUUAUUGCUGCAGUAGAUCAGACCGAGAAGUUAUCUCAAAAUAUCCAAGAGAUUGAUGGUGCGACUGUGGUACCUGAUGCUAUGGAAAUUAUAUUCCAAAAGGCAAUUGCCGUUGGGAAAAGUGGUGCUGUAGAUCAAUACAUGAAAAACAAGGACAAUGCUGCUGCUUCAUACUCCAAAGCCAUUCUUCUGUUUUCAUUCAUUUUGGGAGAAGCUGAAUCCCUUAACUCUCCAUUUUCGCUAACUUUGUGCAAUAAGCAACGAAUUCAACAUUACAUUCAUUACUUGCAGGCUCAGACUAACUUGUUGUCGUCACAGCCGUAACAAAGGCAACCGCUAGGUACUCCCUCUACAAGUAAAUGAAAGGGAAGGCCUUAACUGGGUAAACUGUACAGCUCUACAUAUUUACUUCUGUGACUCCACCUUCUGCUGGGUUUGGAACUGUUGGCUGAUCUCCUAUCAGCUUUGCUAAUUAUGUCUAUAUAUUUUCUUUUUCUUUAUCUAUUUUGGGGUUGUCUUUGCCCCUCUUUAGGAGGUUAGGUGCUCAAAGAUGAGAGUAAAUAUUUUUACCCAAAAAAAAAAAAAAAUUAUAGAAAAGGGUACAUAGUAGUGGUAAGGGAUUUGAGUUCAGGAGGGCUACUUUAAAUCAUAAGUGAAUUGAACUAUCAUGAACUUUGCUGCUUUUAUUGGGUGGAGUUUUGUGCAUAAAAUUGUUAAAUUUUUCUUUUUUUUUUUUUAAUCUUAAGGAUUGUAAAUAUUGAAUCGAGCUUUGUAAAUAUGAUUACUUCUGCUUAAUGAUU
Molecule: messenger RNA, 2859 nt
Organism: Benincasa hispida (wax gourd)
Lineage: Eukaryota; Viridiplantae; Streptophyta; Magnoliopsida; Cucurbitales; Cucurbitaceae
Source: RefSeq, a predicted model, not a curated record